This is a messenger RNA of Anneissia japonica, 2439 nucleotides long. RefSeq names its product dnaJ homolog subfamily C member 22-like. The record is from RefSeq and is a predicted model, not a curated record. The coding region runs from base 173 to 1189 and encodes 338 amino acids. Lineage: Eukaryota; Metazoa; Echinodermata; Crinoidea; Comatulida; Comatulidae. Gene Ontology annotation, cellular component: early endosome; plasma membrane. Gene Ontology annotation, biological process: endocytosis. The transcript is spliced from 3 exons.
GGCAUCCGCUCGAAUUGACUGGCAUUCCGUUCUAACUCGCAUCCGCUCAACAACUGGUAGAAGAACAGAGGCGGAGUAAGCGUUGAUUACGCAAUUCUCUUGUGACUUGAACUUGGUAGAAAAAUGCUUAGUUUGUAACGGUAAUAUUUUCAUUGCAUUUCUUCUCAUCGCCAUGCCUAAAUCAACAUUUGUGGCCUACUUGCUAUGGCUGAUUGGCGGCUGGUUUGGGGUACACCAUUUUUACCUUGGUCGCGACAGACAGGCUUUCGUGUGGUGGUGUACCUGGGGAGGCUUCUGUCUAGGCUGGAUAAGGGACUUGUGGCGAAUACCUCACUAUGUACAGGCAGCUAACGAAGCCUAUGAAUACAUGGACUGGUUGACAUCGCAGUUGAGAAAAAACCAAAAACCACAAUUUAGUACUGCAAGAUGGACAGGACAACUCUGUUUUGGAACAUUCUGUGGUUAUCUUGUGCUCUUUGCAAUACCAGAAUCCUUAAGUCCUAACUUAAUUACUAUAUUGCAAUACAUUGUUGUACCACUUGGUAGUGCAACAGGAGUUUAUAUUGUUGGAAAUAUUGGAUAUGAAACUGGAUCGUUUAAAUGGACAUUAUUUGGGGCCUAUGGAGCACUAAUUAUUUUGCGGGAACCAACUGCUAUUGCCAUGGUUACAAUUUCAAGCUCACUCUUAUUUCAAUGGACCAAGAAGUAUAAGAGGAAAGUAGAACAAAAAGGCUUUUGUAGAAGACUUAUAAAAUUAACAUUUGCAGGUGUCAUUAUAAUUUGUCUGUGGAGUUCUUUCUUGUACUACAAUGCCUCUGUUGUGACGUCUGAUGGGGAAACUGUCUAUGUACGAGAAGCAGUACACCAUUUCUUGGAGUCAACUUUCUACAAAGAAUUGAAAGCAACUUUGUAUGAGUUGAUUCAUAUUGGUUGGCAAAUGGGCUGGAGGGGCAUGUACGAGGCCUUUGUGGAAGCUGUGGACCCACUGGGUGAAAGUAAUGCACUCAAGGCACUUAAUUUGACAAAAGGUGUGGAAAGAGAAGAGAUAUCUAGAAGAUGCAGGAAGUUAUCAAGAGAUUGGCAUCCAGACAAACACAAAAAAGAAAAAGACAAAGCACAAGAAAUGUUCAUCAAAAUACAAGAUGCCUGUAAAAUACUUCUUGAUAUUCACAAGAAAAGAGAGCCUUAAGCCAUUUUCAGACAGAGGUUCUGACAAUAUUGCGGUAAUAGUACCGCUUAUCAGACCAUUCAUACCAUCCAAAUAUAUUUUUUAUUUAAAUUGCCUUCACAUCCAACAGCAAGUACACAUGAGAAUGAUGCUUUAUAAAGUGUAUUGCCAUAAUAUUUUGCUAUAAUAUAGCAUCUUUUCUGUAUAAAUGGAUCAUGCAUGCUAAGAGAGCCAUUGGCUAUCAUUUUAGUAUAAACAACCCCAGACUCACUAGUGCCAUCAAUUUGAUGACAAAUCUCCCCUUCUGCACUAAGUUUUAAAGGGAGGGACUUUCACUGAUGGAAGGUCUACACUCUACACCACCUUUGGUCUAUCAUGGUUGGGUCUAAGGUAAGACAUUUUAUGAAUAUGGGAUUCUCACGCUUUAACUUUGAAUUAAUUUUCUUUUUUUUAAUUGCUAAUUUUUAAGGUGAUUAGCUUAUAUUUGAAAUUAAAAAAAGAAAACAUUUUUUUUGCCAAACAGAUAUAUUAAAUAAUGCUGCAGAUUGUGUUUGAAUGUGCCAUUUUCAGCCAUCUAGGUGUCCUAGACAGUGUAGUACAGGGAUUGGGGGGGGGGGUGGGGAGGAACUGAGAAUCCCCUUGUUUUUCAAAGGUGAAUAAAAAUUUAUUAGCAAUUUCUUGAAAGAUUUAUUGAAAAAUAUUACAUAUUAUGUUUUUUUUAAAUUUAUACAUUGCUUCUACUGGUCUGAUUUUGUGUAUUAUCUUUCAUUUUAAAGUAGAAUUUAAUAAACUACUCAACAUUCCAUUUUCAGACAUGACAUUUUGAACCUCAGCUGUAGCUGUGGUGAGGCUGAGGUAGUCUGCACCAGGUCUGGAGCCUCCAUCUAUUAAAAAAUAUUUGGAUCUGUCACUGUUCUGUACAACCGCAAUUUUUUAUGGCUGGUAUUAAAUGAUUUAAAGAUUUUUAUAGUGAAUUUGGUGAAAAAUAUUUCAAUUAUUAAAUGUUUUAAAUUUGAAGUUUUGAGGGAUUUUAUCAGAGAUAGUUUUAUUAGUGACAAUGCCACCCAGUCAGGCUGGAAAAUUACUAACAAUUGUUGUUUCAUCACUAUAGUAAUAAUUUUUCAGCUGCUAUUCUUGAUAUUGUUCUGAAACCAAUAGUAAAAGUAUGUUAUAAUUUGUGGGAUUGCAAUGAAACCAACAUGAAGCUUAAGUAUUUUAAUAAAAAAUCUUAAGUUCAGGAAAAUAAAAUAAAUAAAAAGUAUAAAUUGUGA